AUGCAAGACAAGGGGAUAAAGUCAAAUGUUAUCUCUUUUGGUUCGGUUGUCAAGGCUUUUUGCAAGAAAGGAAAAAUCCCAGAAGCUGUAGCUAUCUUGGAUGAUAUGAUACACAAAGAUGUUGUACCAAAUGCACAGGUGUACAACUCAAUCAUUGAUACUUAUAUAGAGUCAGGUGACACUGAGCAGGCUUUCCUUCUGGUUGAGAAGAUGAAAAAUAGUGGAGUAUCUGCAAGUAUAUUUACCUAUAAUUUGCUGCUAAAAGGUCUUUGCAAAAAUUCACAAAUAGAUGAAGCUGAAGAAUUGAUUUGCAACUUAACAAAUCAAGGGCUGAGACCUGACGUUGUUAGCUACAAUACUAUAAUAUCAGCAUGCUGCAACAAGGGCGAUACUGAUAGAGCAUUGGAGCUUCUCCAAGAAAUGCACAAGUAUGGCAUCAGACCUACACUGAGAACAUACCAUCCACUUCUUAGUGCAUUGGGUAGUGCAGGGAGAGUUCAUGAUAUGGAAUGCCUGUAUCAGCAAAUGUUGCACAAGAAUGUUGAACCUAGUAGUAGCAUAUAUGGCAUCAUGGUCGAUACCUAUGCGAGAUGUGAAAAUGAAUCAAAGGUAGCAUCUCUGAAGAAGGAAAUGUCAGAGAAAGGAAUAGCCUUUGAUGACAUGGAAAGAACUAACCAUGAGCUAGAUAGGAUAAUAUCUAGUCCAAUUUGA
This is a messenger RNA of Miscanthus lutarioriparius, 711 nucleotides long. NCBI's taxonomy places the organism in Eukaryota, Viridiplantae, Streptophyta, Magnoliopsida, Poales, Poaceae. The record is from the annotation of a GenBank genome assembly.